Zonotrichia albicollis (white-throated sparrow) is the source of this 3307-nucleotide messenger RNA. The record is from RefSeq and is a predicted model, not a curated record. Lineage: Eukaryota; Metazoa; Chordata; Aves; Passeriformes; Passerellidae.
GCCAUCAGCAUCAGCAAAGCCAUAAACACCCAGGAAGCCCCAGUGAAGGAGAAGCAUGCCCGCCGGAUCAUCCUGGGCACCCACCACGAGAAGGGAGCCUUCACCUUCUGGUCCUACGCCAUCGGGCUGCCCCUGCCCAGCAGUGCCAUCCUCAGCUGGAAGUUCUGCCACGUCCUGCACAAGGUCCUGCGUGACGGCCACCCCAACGUUCUCCAGGACUGCCAGAGGUACCGCAGCAACAUCCGAGAGACGGGAGACCUGUGGGGCCAUUUGCACGACAGGUACGGGCAGCUGGUGAGCAUCUACACACGGCUCCUGCUCACCAAGAUCUCCUUCCACGUCAAGCAUCCCGAGUUCCCCCCGGGCCUCGAAGUGUCGGAUGAGGUGCUGGAAAAGACUGCAGGGACAGAUGUGAACAACAUCUUCCAGCUGACGGUAGAGCUGUUUGAUUACCUGGACUGUGAGCUGAAGCUGUCGGAGUCAGUUUUCAGGCAGCUCAACACCUCCAUGGCCGUGUCGCAGAUGUCGGCGGUGCAGUGCCGCCUGGCCCCCCUCAUCCAGGUCAUCCAGGACUGCAGCCACCUCUACCACUACUCGGUCAAGCUGAUGUUCAAGCUGCACUCCUGUCUGCCGGCUGACACCCUGCAGGGCCACCGGGACCGCUUCCACGAGCAGUUCCGCAGCCUUAAAAACUUCUUUAAGAGGGCAUCUGACAUGCUGUACUUCAAGCGCCUCAUCCAGAUCCCGCGGCUGCCGGAGAGCCCCCCAAACUUCCUGCGGGCGUCGGCGCUGGCCGAGCACGUGAAGCCGGUCGUGGUCAUCCCCGAGGAGGCCCCCGAGGAUGAGGAGCCAGAGAACCUCAUUGAGAUCAGCACAACUUCCACCACGGAGCCACAGAUCACCUCGGAUCUGUUUGAGCAAACCUUCGGGCCACCCAACGGCGCUUGGGAUGACAGGGAUGCACAGAUUGAGAGCCUGAAGAAGGAGGUGGAAACGCUCCGUGCAGAGAUGGAGAAGAUUAAACUGGAGGCACAGCGCUACAUCACCCAGCUGAAGGCCCAGGUGAACAGCCUGGAGGGAGAGGUGGAGGAGCAGCGCAAGCAGAAGCAGAAGGCACUGGUGGACAACGAGCAGCUGAGGGACGAGCUGGAGAGGCUGCAGAGGGCCAAGCAGGACAGUGACAGGUCCCAGAGACUCUGCGCCGAGGCCGAGAAGAAAGCCAACGCCACCGAGAUCCGCUACACGAAGCUGAAGGAGAAGCACAGCGAGCUCAUCAACACCCACGCCGAGCUCCUGAGGAAGAACGCUGACACUGCCAAGCAGCUGACGGUGACACAGCAGAGCCAGGAGGAGGUGGCACGUGUCAAGGAGCAGCUGGCAUUUCAGGUGGAGCAGGUCAAGCGAGAGGCUGAGAUGAAGCUGGAGGACCAGAGCGUGCAGAUGGAGCAGCUGAGGCAGGAGCUGGACGCCCGUCGGGACGAGCUGGAGCAGGCGCAGCGCUCGCUCAGCCACGCCAAGCAGGCAGGUGUGGAGCUCAGUGCCCAGCUGGAUGCUCUGCACGCUGAGAAGGAGGUGCUGAGGCGGUCGGUGAGUGAGAAGGAGUGUGAGCUGCUGUCCACGCGGGGCCUCGUGCAGGAGAAGGAGCUGCAGCUGAGCCAGGAGGCUGACAGGGCCACCAGGGAGAUCCGAGAGCUCCAGGGCAGGCUCCUGGAGAAGAGCAACCAGGAGCAGAGCCUGCAGCAGAAGCUGCUGGAUGAACAGUUUGGGAUCCUGCAGGAGACAGUGAGAGAAGCCCAGGCCAUCCUCAGUGAUGCCUUGGCCAAGCUGGAUGACCCCCUGCACCUCCGCUGCACCAGCUCCCCAGAUUACCUGCUGAGCCGGGCGCAGGCGGCGCUGGAGUCCACGGAUGCCCUGGAGAAGGGGCACGCGCAGUACGUGGCCUCCAUGGCAGAUGCUGCGGGGCUGGUGGGGGCUCUGGCCCUCUUUGCACACCUGGCAGGUGACACCAUCGUCAACGGCAGCGCCACGGCUCACCUGGCCCCCACGGACCACGCUGACCGGCUGACGGAGACGUGCCGUGAGUGCGGCCAGAGCAGCCUGGAGUACCUGGAGCAGCUGAAGGACAGGCAGAGGCUGGGCAGUGCCCAGCUGGGCCACGUGCAGGGGGCACUGCGAGGGGUCCUGCAGCUGGCACAGGAGCUGAGACCCAAGAGCCUGGACAUCAAGCAGGAGGAGCUGGGGGACAUGGUUGAGAAGGAGAUGGCCUCCACCUCAGAGGCCAUUGAGGAUGCUGUCAGGAGGAUAGAGGAGAUGAUGAGCCAGGCCAGGAGCGAGAGCUCUGGGGUGAAGCUGGAAGUGAAUGAGCGGAUUCUGAACUCCUGCACGGAUCUAAUGAAGGCUAUCAGACUUCUUGUAACAACAUCUACAAACCUGCAGAAGGAGAUAGUGGAAAGUGGCCGGGGGGCAGCAACAACUCAGGAGUUUUAUGCCAAGAACUCGCGCUGGACCGAAGGGCUGAUCUCUGCCUCCAAGGCCGUGGGCUGGGGAGCCACACAGCUCGUGGAGUCUGCAGACAGGGUUGUCCUGCACACGGGCAAGUACGAGGAGCUGAUUGUCUGCUCGCACGAGAUCGCUGCCAGCACAGCCCAGCUGGUGGCUGCCUCCAAGGUGAAGGCUGAGAAGAGCAGCAGGAACCUGGCCAGGCUCCAGGAGUGCUCACGCAAUGUCAACGAGAUGGCAGCAAACGUGGUGGCUUCCACCAAGUCGGGGCAAGAGCAGAUAGAGGAGAAAGACACCAUGGACUUCUCGGGCAUGUCCCUCAUCAAGCUGAAGAAGGAGGAGAUGGAAACGCAGGUGAAGGUGCUGGAGCUGGAGAAGCGGCUGGAGGGGGAGCGGGUGCGGCUGGGCGAGCUGAGGAAGCAGCACUACGGCCUGGCCGGGGGCUGCGAGGAUGAGGAGGGUGAGGCCCGGCCGGCGCCGGCACCGCGGCGAGGGAUCCUGAAGAAACCCCCGAUAGCCCAGAAACCCGGCCUGGGCGAGCCAUAGCAGCCCCCGGGCCCGCCCUCCUCCUCCUCCUCCUCCUCCUCCUCCCGCGGUGCCUUCGCGCUGCUGUGCCUUCCUCGGCGCCCGGCCUGGAACAAUCCCACACUGGAUCUUCUCUGAGGAACGGAUUUUAUUUUUUGUUUUCCCUUUUUCUGAACUCUAGAGUGGUGGGGCUGCUGCGCUCCCCCGGCACCGCUGAGUGCUCUUCUCCUUUUCCUCUUCCUCUUCCUCCUUCUCCUUUUCCUCUUCCUCCUUCUCCUUUUCC